Molecule: messenger RNA, 1151 nt
Organism: Pongo pygmaeus (Bornean orangutan)
Lineage: Eukaryota; Metazoa; Chordata; Mammalia; Primates; Hominidae
Gene: CCL18
Product: C-C motif chemokine ligand 18
Exons: 4
Coding region: 458-727 (89 amino acids)
Biological process (GO): positive regulation of GTPase activity; cell chemotaxis; positive regulation of cell migration
Cellular component (GO): extracellular region
Molecular function (GO): chemokine activity; CCR chemokine receptor binding
Source: RefSeq, a predicted model, not a curated record
GAUCCUCUUCUAAGAUGAUAUCCUCAUUCACACAUCUGGCACCUGGACUGGGAUGUUUGAAGGACAGGCUCCGCUGGAACUGUCAACUAGAGCUGUCAACAUGCCCUUUCAAGAUGGCAGCCUUGAGACUCAAAGAUGAGUGUUCCUAGUAAACUAGGGUCAUACUCAUGGCCUUUUGUGACCUAGCCACAGAAGUCACAGCAUAUCUCUUCCACUACAGUCUGUUGGUGAAAACAGCCACAAGCCUGUCCAGAUUCAAGGAGAGAGAGCCUGGAUCUCACCUAUCAAUGAGAGGAGUGUCACAGAAAUAUGGCCGUCUUUAAAAACCACUACAACAUUAUUUUAUCAGGCUGCCUAUAAAAAGGAGAGAUGACAGCUCAUACCCCAGAAGGAGGCCAGGAGUUGUGAGUUUCCAAGCCCUAGCUCACUCUGACCACUUCUCUGCCUGCCCAGCAUCAUGAAAGGCCUUGCAGCUGCCCUCGUUGUCCUCCUCUGCACCAUGGCCCUCUGCUCCUGUGCACAAGUUGGUACCAACAAAGAGUUCUGCUGCCUCGUCUAUACCUCCUGGCAGAUUCCACAAAAGUUCAUAGUUGACUAUUCUGAAACCAGCCCCCAGUGCCCCAAGCCAGGUGUCAUCCUCCUAACCAAGAGGGGCCGGCAGAUCUGUGCUGACCCCAAUAAGAAGUGGGUCCAGAAAUACAUCAGCAACCUGAAGCUGGAUGCCUGAGGGACCUGGAAGCUGUGAGGACCCGGUGACCUUGGUGGGCCCAGGAGGGAGCAGGAGCCUGAGCCAGGGCAAUGACCCUGCCACCCUGGAGGCCACCUCUUCUAAGAGUCCCAUCUGCUAUGCCCAGCCACAUUAACUAACUUUAAUCUUAGUUUAUGCAUCAUAUUUCAUUUUGAAAUUGAUUUCUAUUGUUGAACUGCAUUAUGAAAUUAGUAUUUUCUCUGACAUCUCAUGACAUUGACUUUAUCACUCUUUCCCCUUUUCCCUUCAACUCUUCGCACAUUCAAUGCGUGGAUCAAUCAGUGUGAUUAGCUUUCUCAGCAGACAUUGUGCCGUAUGUAUCAAAUGACAAAUCUUUAUGGAAUGGUUUUGCUCAGCACCACCUUUUAAUAUAUUGGCAGUACUUAUAUAAAAGGUAAACCAG